UUCCUCCAUGUGAGGUGAGAGAUCUGAAACUAUGACUAUGAGUAAUAGAUUUCACUUUUACGUUAAAUAAAAUAAUUUUAUUUAUAUUUUAUUUAUAAAAUUAGAACAUAGUUAUUUUUUUGGUUAAAUUUUCUUAUGAGGGCCAGUUUGGUAAUAUUGUACAAGUCAACCUAUGACGUCAAUUUUGGAGCUAAGUCCUCCGCCCCAAAUUCUUUCACACGGCAUCCACGACCACGAUUGCACAAUAAAAACACACAGCCACCACACAAAACUCCGGCAGCCUCCAACCACCACAACUUCCACCGCUGGCGGCAACGACCAGCAGCAGCAAUGGCUCCGACUCCAUCCAAAUGCCACCUCUUUCUCCUCCACUUCACCACACUCAUCCUCCUCGUCCAAUCAAGACCUCCAACACUCCUCCGCUCCGACCUUGAAGCUCUCUUGCUCAUCCACAAGGACCUCGGCUUCCGCCGCAGCCCCGCGGCGAACCCCUGCGAUUCCGCCGGAAUACUCUGCGAGAGGCGGAGCGUCAACACCUCGCACACGCUCCGGAUCACCGGCCUCGUCUUCGAAUCGCAGCAGCUCGACGGCAGGCUCUCUCCCGCCAUUUCCAAGCUCACCGAGCUCAAACAACUCUCCCUACAAGACAACAACCUCUUCGAUCAAAUCCCAGCUCAAAUCGUGGAAUGCAAGAAGCUCGAGAUCCUCGACCUCAGAAACAAUCAAUUCUCCGGCCAAAUCCCACUCGGCUUAUCGUGGCUGAUCCGCCUCCGAGUUCUCGAUCUCUCCGGGAACAUGUUCACCGGCAACCUCAAGUUCCUGAAGCACUUCCCCAACCUGGAGAAGCUCAACCUCGCUGACAACAUGUUCGCCGGCACCGUGCCGGCGUCGCUGCGGUCGUUCCGGAAUCUUCAAUUCGUCGAUGUCUCCGGCAACAGCCUCCUCGUGGGCCCUCUUCCGUCGAUCAACAACCACGAAAAUCAGGAACACAGCCAAGCCCCGGGCAUGCUCCGGCAAACCACCGGCUCCGCCGCUGAUCAAAGCCACCACUCCGUGGCUGCAGAAUCGACUGGAAUCCAAUCCACGAUCCCAAAACGCUACUCCUUGGCCGAAAUUUCCCCCGCCGCUGCGAAGAACGGCACCAAAUUACCAGCCCUGUUCCUCGCCCCGGGCCCAUCUCCGGCGGGAGGUCCGUCAGCCGCUCCCACCGGCAGACACAGGAAAAGCAACAAGAAGAGAAUAAUCGGGUGGUCUCUCGGAUUCGUGGCCGGAGUAAUCGGAGGAAUCUUAUCUGGAUUAGUCUUCUCCUUAGUUUUCAAGCUGCUCCUGCUCCUAAUCAACGGCAGAAACAAGGAUACCGGAAUUAAAAUAUUCUCCCCAUUGAUCAAGAAGCCAGAAGACCUGGCCUUCUUAGAAAAAGAAGACGGAUUAUCAUCGCUCAACAUCAUCGGAAAAGGCGGAUGCGGCGAAGUCUACAAAGCCGUUUUACCGGGAAGCGACGGCAAGGAAAUCGCAAUCAAGAAGAUAAACCAGUCGGCCACAGACACGGAGGAGCUGACGGAAGAAGACAGCAAGCUCCUGAACAAGAAAAUGCGGCAAAUCCGAUCCGAAAUCAAGACCGUGGGAGAAAUCCGCCACCGCAACCUCCUGCCCCUGCUGGCCCACCUCCCGCGGCCGGACUGCCACUACUUAGUCUACGAGUACAUGAAGAACGGCAGCGUGCACGACUACCUGCUGCAGGUGUCGAGAGGGGAGAGGGAGCUGGAUUGGGCGGCGAGGUACAAGAUCAUCAUGGGGAUCGCGGCUGGGCUCGAGUAUCUGCACAUGAACCACACGCCGCGUAUCAUCCACAGGGACCUGAAGCCCGCCAACGUGCUGCUGGACGACGAGAUGGAGGCACGGAUCGCGGACUUCGGGCUGGCCAAGUCAGUGCCGGACGCCAACACGCACGUGUCCACGUCCAACAUUGCGGGCACGGCAGGGUACAUCGCCCCCGAGUAUUACGGGACCUUCAAGUUCACGGACAAGUGCGAUGUUUACAGCUUCGGAGUGGUGCUGGCGGUGGUGGUGAUGGGGAAGAUGCCCUCGGAUGAGUUCUUUCAGAAUACGGAGGAGAUGAGCCUGGUGAAGUGGAUGAGGAAUGUGAUGACCUCCGAUGAUCCCAAGCGGGCGAUUGAUCCCAAGCUCAUGGGGAAUGGCCACGAGGAGCAGAUGCUGCUGGCUUUGAAGGUCGCUUGUUUCUGCACCUUGGAUAAUCCUAAAGAGAGGCCUAAUAGUAAGGAUGCCAGGACUAUGUUGUCUCAGAUUACGCAUUGAUUAAUCAUCAAUAUAUUUGCUUUGUAAGUGUAUGUGUAUGUGUUGGUCUAAGAAGUUGAGAUGUGUGUGUAUCUGCUGAAAUUAAUUGUUACGAUGUAUUUGUAUUUCCCUAGUUUGCUAAUAAAAGUUUCUUCAUAUCCCACAA
Molecule: messenger RNA, 2461 nt
Organism: Salvia miltiorrhiza (redroot sage)
Lineage: Eukaryota; Viridiplantae; Streptophyta; Magnoliopsida; Lamiales; Lamiaceae
Product: leucine-rich repeat receptor-like serine/threonine/tyrosine-protein kinase SOBIR1
Exons: 2
Coding region: 136-2316 (726 amino acids)
Biological process (GO): protein phosphorylation
Molecular function (GO): protein kinase activity; ATP binding; protein binding
Source: RefSeq, a predicted model, not a curated record